CACGCAAAACGUCCCCCAAGCAACGUCAUUGACUUGGCAUGUGAAGCAGUGCAGCAGUGCACGACAAAUACAUGUAUGAAAUCCGCUGUUGUGAUCAUCACGCUGACUUCAGAAAGCAAAAAACUGCGCAAGUAUCGUCGUCAAGACCACCGGAGAGCUUCUCGCCUAAGAUCUCAACGCAAAUGAACGCGCUGUUUUCGCUUGCCCUCAUUGAACCAUGAAAAAUCUUGCACCAACUUGGUUCGUCGCAGCUUACGACGCCUGGCUCAGAUGCGCAAAGCGUGAUGGAUGAGUGUCAUUUCGGAGUCGAUACGAUCGCGCUGCAUCGUCGACCCCAUUGUAAAGUUUUCGUAGUUAACAACUGGUACUUCCACUGGUAGCCCUGGUAUUGGAUGCGGCUGGCCUAUCUGCCAAUGUAAGUUGCGAAGCGCAACACGAGCAGUGUAUGACUGAUGAAGAUCUGCACCCCUAUCGGUACGGAUAUUUUGUCGUUGGAGCUCCAGCACAAAUAUUAGACAAUGGCGCUGGAAAUUUGGCAUGGGGGGGGGUUGCCAAUGGAACGUUAUGCUACAUGCAUUCACUGGGUUGGGAUACAAUUGACCAAGCGUCUGCUGCUCACAAUGCAAUUCAAGACGCACUAGUUCAUCACCGGACGUUGGUAGAUUUGCCCAAUCCACCUGAAUUUAUCAAUGUCACACUUGUACAACCGAACGGAGCUGAAACAAGUGGAGAAAAAUGGCCUUCUGAGGCAAAUUUGGAACAUGAAUUCGAAGUAAAUUCUCGUGGAAUCCGUCACAAACGACGCGUUAUCAUUCCGAUAGGACUUCUUCCAGCCAAGGUCGACACUUGCUAUGUUAAAUUCUCUCAACUGAACGCUAAGAUCGAGAAGCAGUAUCAAUACAUCAUGCACGCAGUCGAUCUCGCCUUCGUUCAAACGGUUUGGAAAGCUCAAGGUGCAACUCUAAAAAGAGUUGCGUUAUUACUAGAGGAUUCACAGCCGAAACCUGUUUGGGCAUUCGAACAUCUUUACGUCGGAACCACGCGCGUCCAGACUGCAGACGGACUUCGUUGUCUCCCUCUCACGUCUUCGUAUAAUCGGAACAAGCUACUUAGCUUACGUCCCAACAUAUACACAGUCAAGUGGUUGAUGAGCAUCGACGAAACGGUUUCUGGAAAGCAAGAGAAUAAUGGAAUUCAUUACCGUACAUAAUAAAAGAAA
Molecule: messenger RNA, 1219 nt
Organism: Phytophthora nicotianae INRA-310
Lineage: Eukaryota; Oomycota; Peronosporomycetes; Peronosporales; Peronosporaceae
Exons: 1
Coding region: 446-1210 (254 amino acids)
Source: RefSeq, a predicted model, not a curated record